Molecule: messenger RNA, 1426 nt
Organism: Athene cunicularia (burrowing owl)
Lineage: Eukaryota; Metazoa; Chordata; Aves; Strigiformes; Strigidae
Gene: HMOX1
Product: heme oxygenase 1
Exons: 5
Coding region: 207-1094 (295 amino acids)
Biological process (GO): heme oxidation; response to oxidative stress; heme catabolic process
Molecular function (GO): heme oxygenase (decyclizing) activity; heme binding
Source: RefSeq, a predicted model, not a curated record
AGGGAAGUGCAGUUGCGCUGCAAGAAGUUUGUGCUCCCACUGAGGUCAGCGGUUCGGCUGUUCACGUGGCCUGGCGGUAUAAAGCAGGAUGAGGGAGCCAGGCUGCCCAGCGCCGAGCUUCCCUGUCCUGGGCGCAGAAAGGAAGGAGAGAAGCACGAGCAACAGAAAACAAAAGGAAGGGGAGGAGUGAAACGAAGUGGAGAAACAUGGAAACGUCCAAGACACACAGCUCUGAGAGCAUGUCCAGGGACCUGUCAGAACUGAUGAAGGAAGCUACGAAGGAGGUGCAUGAGCAGGCAGAGAACACACCAUUCAUGAUGAAUUUCCAGAAGGGGCAGGUGUCACUCCACGAGUUUAAGCUGGUUGCCACAUCCUUGUACUUCAUCUACUCUGCUCUGGAGGAAGAGAGUGAACGUAACAAGGACAACCCAGUUUAUGCCCCUGUGUAUUUUCCAGCGGAGCUGCACCGAAAAGCUGCCCUGGAGCAAGACUUGGAGUAUUUCUAUGGCAGGAACUGGAAGGAAGAGAUCACAUGUCCUGAGGCUACUCAAAAAUAUGUUGAGAGGCUCCACUACAUAGGCAAGAGCCACCCAGAGCUCCUGGUGGCCCAUGCCUACACGCGAUAUUUGGGAGACCUGUCUGGAGGGCAGGUGCUGAAGAAAAUUGCCCAAAAGGCCCUCCAGCUGCCCAGCACUGGAGAAGGGGUGGCUUUCUUCACCUUUGAUGGAGUCUCCAAUGCCACCAAGUUUAAGCAGCUCUAUCGCUCCCGCAUGAAUGCCCUUGAGAUGGAUCUUGCCACUAAGAAAAGAGUCUUGGAGGAGGCCAAGAAAGCAUUCCUGCUAAAUAUACAGGUAUUCGAAGCGCUGCAGGAGUUGGUGUCUAAGGGCCAAGAGAAUGGUCACCCUGUGCUGAAGGCAGAGCUUCGCACAAGAAAUAUUAAUAAAUCAUAUGAGCAUGGCUCAGCACCUGGGAAAGAAAGUGAGAGGAUAAACAGGAGACACACAGACAUGAUGCCUAUCACUCCCCUGGUGCGGUGGAUCCUGGCGCUCAGCUUCCUAGCCAUGACAGUUGCUGUGGGUCUAUUUGUCAUGUGAAAGAGCAGGACCUUCACCUUCUCUUUGUGCCUUCCCUCAUCCUGAACUAAUCGACCUUCCCCAUUCCUUGUGAGAGAAACUCCCUCUGACUGGUACUGUGAUCUUGGCUCUGCCACUAACAUUAGGAGAGUUUUCUCCCCAGAAAUCAAUGCUGUAAGGGAGUUCAGGCAAAGUCUCUCCUGUGCUUGGUGUGAGCUCUUCUCAGAGAUUAACUUUAUCACCAGGAACUAAGGGUAGAAAAGGCUAAAAACACUGCCCAAGAAUUGUCGUUGCUUUAGAGUGCCUGCCAAAAUCCUACAGGAUCAGAAAUGCAGCUUUGACAUCUAUCUUUC